GGUGAGCAUUCCUCCACGGCACACCAAAUCCACGCUACAACCAUUUGAAACCUCUCUUCUUUUUCAUCAUCUUUCCCCCUUAUCUCUCUUUUCUUCUUCUAAACUUCUUCUUCUAAACUUCCUCUCCAUUCCAAUGGCUUCCCUUUCUCUUCCUAAACACUCUCUUCCUUUUGCUCUUCCAUCCCAAACUCCAAAAGCCCAUUCUACACAUAACCUUUCUAUCACCUCCAAAUCAUCACAAUCCCAAUUUUGUGGUCUUAAGCUAUCAAACCCAUCUUCUCUUUCUUUUCCUUUUACUUCUCGUUCUUUCAAGCCCUUCAUUGUUGCUAAGGUAACUGAAGGUAGUUUGGCACCUGCAUUCACUCUGAAAGAUCAAGAUGGAAAAACUGUGAGCUUGUCCAAAUUUAAAGGAAAGCCUGUUGUUGUUUACUUCUAUCCUGCUGAUGAAACCCCUGGUUGCACCAAACAGGCUUGUGCUUUCAGAGACUCAUAUGAAAAGUUUAAGAAGGCAGGAGCAGAAGUUAUUGGUAUUAGUGGUGAUGAUGUAUCUUCUCACAAGUCAUUCAAACAGAAGUACAAACUCCCGUUCACUUUGCUAAGUGACGAGGGUAACAAGGUGAGGAAAGACUGGGGAGUGCCAUCCGAUCUCUUUGGAGCGCUUCCUGGGAGACAAACCUACGUUCUUGACAGGAAUGGAGUUGUCCGGCUAGUUUACAAUAACCAGUUCCAGCCCGAAAAACAUAUUGAUGAAACCCUUAAGUUUCUACAAAGUCUUUGAGCAAUUUUUGUAUACACUACUGCAAAUUCUGUGAAUCCUUCCCUCCUCUUGGUUCGAUCUGAGUAUUACCCGUACAAUGCACGUCUUAGAUCUUUCUUUUCACCGAUUGUGAUUUACUCCUGUAUUAUGAUCUAAUUCUAUACAAUCAAAUGCAAUAGUAUUCGAGAAUAUUGAAUUCGGAA
Amaranthus tricolor (Joseph's coat) is the source of this 960-nucleotide messenger RNA. Its product is annotated as peroxiredoxin Q, chloroplastic. The transcript is spliced from 4 exons. The record is from RefSeq and is a predicted model, not a curated record. Gene Ontology annotation, biological process: cellular response to oxidative stress; cell redox homeostasis. The coding region runs from base 134 to 778 and encodes 214 amino acids. Lineage: Eukaryota; Viridiplantae; Streptophyta; Magnoliopsida; Caryophyllales; Amaranthaceae. Gene Ontology annotation, cellular component: chloroplast thylakoid membrane; cytoplasm. Gene Ontology annotation, molecular function: thioredoxin peroxidase activity.